AUGAACGACCCAUCGCAAGGAGUCGCAGGACCUCUGCAAGCACAUGUCCAUCUUGUUUCCCUCCAUCGCUUCCCCCUCAUUGCCUCGCUCAACCUCGAGCAGGCCUUCCGAUACCUUCUCGAUGCGCCCUCGAUUGUCAAGCAGAUUGCGCCCAUGUCAUGGAACUACGUGCAACCACCCCAGGACGGCACCGUGUGGCUGGAGUGGAUCUCUCAGCAUAAGAACGACCAACCAUACCCAUCAGAUGGCUACGUGUGGGGAGAUCCAGAGCAGGCAUAUAGGCAAAGCUUCGGGGGAUACACCAUUGAGAUGCGGGUACAUACGGUGGGCUUCCGACAAGGAUACGACCAGAUGGCGACACAUGCGCGCACGCGAUAUCACUUUGUCGCGAAGGAUCCUACCGUCAGCGCAUCCAUGCCAGACACAUCACUUUGGCUUGUGCACUACCACCAAGCCGAUCAGAGCCGAUUCAUGCCCUCCAACCAGGUCCCAACAACACCACAAAUCCAGCAGACAAUGGCGCAAAGAAGAUGGCUCGAGAGCCAAGGCAGGCUGGAACGCAGGGACUUCAUGUUGCACGAUCGCGAUCAUUGGCCGACUUUGAACGUGCCUGGACAGAUGCAGCAGUCUGCGCAGUACGGCUCAAUGGCCAUGCAGAAUCGCUACCCACAACAACACGCAGCGCAAGCUGGCAGAGAACCUGCACCCAAGAGGCCGCGCACACAAGGUCCAGGGAUGCCGGGCUCGAGCGAUGGACCACCAGAUACUAGCAUUGAGAUUGAAGAGGACACUGCACUCGGCGACUUCUUUGACCACCUCACACAACGCGAUAUCAGUGUCGCGAGAUACAGCCAACACCACCGCUGGAUGGAGGAGGUCUUCUCAUCACCCUACGCAACAAGCCAGAUUGUGCCUCCAGAUCUUGGCAUGGGCCUGAUGGGUGAGCUCAAAGGCUUGACUGACGGCAUCCUCGACCCACCAUCUCUCGAUUUUAAGGAGGUAACAGAAAAGCCGAAGAAGGCACCAGAACCGCAGCCCUUCACGAACCUGAAGAAAGAGCAAGUAGAGGAGUUUGGCAAGCGCGUGCAAAAGCACCUCGAGGCAGGACAAGCAGAAAUCGAGCGCAUGAAGGCAGAGCACGCCGCGAAGAUGCAAGAUUGGAAGAAGGUCAAGUCGCUAAUGCAGGCAGAAAAGAGGUUGAGGCAUGCCAUGUGGGACGAGCAAGAAGAUGCUGUGCCGGUCUUCCGGCUGGAAAUGCCCGCUGCGAAUGGCAAUGCUGAGGAGAACUUGCGGCAAGAGAAAGUGGAUGAUGUGGUCAAGGAGGUUGAGAGUCUUCUCAAAGUCAAGGUCACAUCGUCAGAAGGCGCAACGAGGAUAGCCAGAGGUGGCUUCAGGGAGAGGAAACAGCCCGAAUACAACGAGCAGACCAUGCAGCAAGACAAUGCGAUAAACGGCCUGAUCAACGACCAGCAACAGACCUCGACCACCACGUCUACGCCCGGCGCGAACGGCAUGUCUGCGAUGCAGCAACAAGGCUCAGCAAUCGCGACCCCACAGACUGGCGACCAACAAAAUUUAAACGUGUCAGCGCAAGCACGGGCAUUCCAACAGCAGACAUCAAACCAACCUACACCAAACACUAUGGGGUCGGGCCAUGACUCACAUGAUCAAAACGACGCUUCCAGUAAUGCGCUGGGCGACAUGACUGGUAUGGAUAUGGGCGAUACACUUAUGGACGGCAUGGAUCUGGACGUUGACCACGGCGACAUGGUAGACUUCGGCGACGACAACGGGGAUGAUCUCGGACAAGGAAACGACUCAUCCAUGCCUCAAGCGAAUCUCGAAGCGCCAGGAGCAGAAACAGACGCCAUUUCAGCUCAGCCAUCGGCCACUGGCAUACCGAGCAAUCUUGGUCAAGACACAGCUCAGCAGCAACAGACGCAACCUCAGCAGCAGCAAACAGGAAUAAGUCAAGAUGGCUUUGGUGGUGGGUUGAGCGAUACUGGGGACAACAGCAUGUUCAAUGAUAACACCUUUGACGAUCUGGCGAACCUUGAUGGUAAUGAUGAUGGUCUCAUCGACUUUGAGGGCGGAGGUAUGGGGAUGGACGACAGUGCGUUUGGUGAUGCGCUGCAUGGCAUGGACGAUGGAGCAGGGUCUGGGAAUGGUAGUACGCCAGCGACUGGAGGAGGACAGUAG
Messenger RNA from Fulvia fulva, 2199 nucleotides. RefSeq lists its product as uncharacterized. Gene Ontology annotation, biological process: chromatin remodeling; regulation of transcription by RNA polymerase II. NCBI's taxonomy places the organism in Eukaryota, Fungi, Ascomycota, Dothideomycetes, Mycosphaerellales, Mycosphaerellaceae. The record is from RefSeq and is a predicted model, not a curated record. Gene Ontology annotation, molecular function: transcription coactivator activity. The transcript is spliced from 2 exons. Gene Ontology annotation, cellular component: mediator complex. Bases 1 to 2199 code for a protein of 732 amino acids.